This is a messenger RNA of Melitaea cinxia (Glanville fritillary), 1971 nucleotides long. RefSeq names its product spondin-1 (gene fat-spondin). The record is from RefSeq and is a predicted model, not a curated record. Gene Ontology annotation, biological process: cell adhesion. Gene Ontology annotation, cellular component: extracellular matrix. Bases 1 to 1971 code for a protein of 656 amino acids. The transcript is spliced from 12 exons. Lineage: Eukaryota; Metazoa; Arthropoda; Insecta; Lepidoptera; Nymphalidae. Gene Ontology annotation, molecular function: serine-type endopeptidase inhibitor activity.
AUGUCUCAAAUCCUUGAGGAUUUCACACUCGUUGGUUCGCGAACCCACGAUGUUGUCCAGCAGUUCACUAGAUUUACAUUGGUGGUCGACCCCCUGGACCCAGUCGCUCCAAGAAAUCCCCACAAACAAGGCCAGUUCCAGCUGUUUGCGGACACUCUCACUAAGUUCAACGAAGAGUGCACCAACUCUGUGAUAGAAGCUGACGACUUGCCCAAGACUGAGGUGCAGGUCAUGUGGAAGGCACCUCCAGCUGGUUCUGGUUGCGUUGUACUUAAAGCGAUGGUGUACGAGAACGCAAGCCGUUGGUUCGCGGAGGACGGGCAGCUGUCGCGGCGCGUGUGCGAGGACACGGCGCUGUCCGCGCCCGACUGCUGCGCCUGCGACGACGCCAAGUACAGGAUGGUGUUCGAAGGGCUCUGGUCUCCGCAAACGCAUCCUAAGGAUUUCCCAGUGCAGGCGCUGUGGCUCACUCAUUUCUCUGAUGUAAUCGGAGCCACGCAUCGCAAGAACUUUAGUUUCUGGGGCGAAGGAGAGAUCGCUACCGACGGCUUCAGGUCACUCGCAGAAUGGGGUUCCGUGGGUCUCCUGGAGCGCGAGCUGCGUCAGCGCGGACCAGUCCUAAGGUCCAUAGUAAAAGCUGCAGGACUGUGGCAUCCUCGCCUUAACGAGAACACCACUGCCACUUUCUCUGUCGACAGGAAACGACACUACCUCUCGCUUGCUUCUAUGUUUGGUCCUUCACCGGACUGGGUGGUGGGUGUGAACGGACUGGACCUGUGCAACAAGGACUGCUCGUGGGCGGAGUCCAAGGUCAUAGACUUGUAUCCGUAUGAUGCUGGUACUGAUAAUGGCAUCUCAUAUAUGUCGCCAAACUCAGAGACAAAUCCCCGAGAGAAGAUGUACCGCAUCACAACGAUGUAUCCCGAGGACCCUCGCGCACCGUUCUACAACCCCGACCAGAAGGAGAUGAACCCUAUGGCCAGGCUCUACCUCACCAGGGAGAAGAUCAUCCCCAAGUCCUGUGACGAGGAGACCCUGCAGAGUCUGAUCGUGGAAGAAACUGAGAAUACCGAAUCUACUAACAGACCGGAGUGCGCGGUGAGCGAGUGGUCGCCGUGGUCGGAGUGCUCCGUGACGUGUGGCAAGGGGCUGCGCAUGCGCACGCGCAGCUUCCGCAUGCCGGAGAAGGCGCGCAUGUUCGCGUGCGACCGCCAGCUCGUGUCCAAGGAGAUGUGCGUCGCCGCCGUGCCGGAGUGCGAGGGUGAAAAUGCUAACGAAGCGGACACAGAUUUCGAAGUGGCACCGGUGGAGGCGAUCGGAGGUAUCUGUGAGACAACAGAGUGGGGGCCGUGGAGCGAGUGCUCCGUGACCUGCGGGGUCGGCAUCAGCACCAGGAGGCGCCACUUCCGCAACCCGAUGGGUACUAAGAAGUGUCCGUUGGUGCAAAUUGAGGAGAACCGCAAGUGCAUGGAGCCGGCGUGCUCGGAGCUGGAGUCGCCUGCAGUGUCCGACCCUCAGUGCCCCGCCAGCGAGUGGUCGGCGUGGUCGCCGUGCUCGGCGUCGUGCGGGCGCGGCGUGGCGUUCCGCACGCGCCUGCUGCUGGUGCCCGCCGCGCGCCAGCGGGACUGCGGCGCGCGCGUCGAGCUGCUGCAGCAGCGGCCCUGCCUCGAGCGCGCCGACUGCGCCGUCGACAUGGCCACCGCCAAGCGUAUCUGCAUGGAGCCCCCGGAGGUGGGUCCCUGCCGCGGCCUGUACCAGCGCUGGGCGUUCGCGGCGCAGAAGGGAAUGUGCGUACCCUUCUACUACGGAGGCUGUCGCGGAAAUGGGAACAAUUUCAUCUCGCAGCAGGACUGUCUCGACACUUGCAGCGUCAUCAUCGCUGAAAAAAACAAUCAACGUGGCACGUGUGUUGCAAUGACCCUGAGAACGUCUAACGGUGUAAAGGACAACUGGCUAUGCCAGGGCUGCUAG